Mustela lutreola (European mink) is the source of this 949-nucleotide messenger RNA. It is a transcript of the gene PTPN18, whose product is annotated as protein tyrosine phosphatase non-receptor type 18. Lineage: Eukaryota; Metazoa; Chordata; Mammalia; Carnivora; Mustelidae. Gene Ontology annotation, molecular function: non-membrane spanning protein tyrosine phosphatase activity. Bases 130 to 816 code for a protein of 228 amino acids. Gene Ontology annotation, cellular component: cytoplasm; nucleus. Gene Ontology annotation, biological process: peptidyl-tyrosine dephosphorylation. The record is from RefSeq and is a predicted model, not a curated record. The transcript is spliced from 7 exons.
AAUGGAGAAUGGGCUGAUGAUCCCACCUAACUUCAGCCUCUUCAACGUGGUCCUGGAGAUGAGAAAGCAGCGGCCUGCAGCUGUGCAGACAGAGGAGCAAUACAGAUCCUAUACCACACGGUGGCUCAGAUGUUCUUCUCAGCAGUCCAAAACAUCAGCCCUCUUUGCCAGAAUUUCAAGGAGAAUUGUGCCCCAGUCUACGAUGAGGCCCUCUCCUUCCAGACUUCCCAGAUGCUUCCCACCACACGGCGCCCACCUGGCCAGGUCCUCAGGUACCCAGCUCCAUCUCUUCAUUCUUCCCUUUCCAAUUUCUCAUGCUCAGAGGCUAACUCUUUCCUUGUUCUUGAAACACCAGCCCUUCCUUGCUGUUCAGUUUAUCAAAUAUUCACUGGCUCUUUCUUUGAACUGAGUCCAGGAACCUGCCCCAAGAUGACACUGGACCCAGGGAUCCCACUGCCUCUGCCUCUAAGAAGCCUCUCCGUGCCUGGGCCCCCGGCCCUCACCAUGGCCGACACGUAUGCGGUGGUGCAGAAGCGCGGGGCGCCGGCGGGCACCGGGGCCGGGGCGCGGGGGCGCGGCGCAGAGGAGGGGCCGCUCUACAGCCAGGUGACGCCGCGCGCCCGGCUGCUGCAAGCGCAGGCGGUGAACGCGCGUGGGGUGCUGCCCAGCGGCGUUCCUGCUGAUCAAAGCCCUGCUGGGCCUGACGCCUAUGAGGACGUGGUGGAUGGAGCUCAGAGUGGUGGGCUAGGCUUCAACCUACGCAUUGGAAGGCCUAAGGGGCCCCGGGACCCCCCUGCUGAGUGGACCCGUGUGUGAGUGCUGGACCCUGCCUGCCUGUUGCCCCACGUGGGCACCUGGACUGCUGACGGCCAUUCUUUGCUAUGUGAAGUGUUGGGAAUGGGAAAGCUGGUCCUGGAUCAAAAUAAAAGUUUCUCAGGGUGGAAAUGUA